Dendronephthya gigantea is the source of this 2495-nucleotide messenger RNA. Its product is annotated as neurochondrin-like. The record is from RefSeq and is a predicted model, not a curated record. The transcript has 2 exons. NCBI's taxonomy places the organism in Eukaryota, Metazoa, Cnidaria, Anthozoa, Malacalcyonacea, Nephtheidae. Gene Ontology annotation, biological process: regulation of neuronal synaptic plasticity; neuron projection development. The coding region runs from base 23 to 2044 and encodes 673 amino acids. Gene Ontology annotation, cellular component: dendrite.
AUUAGUUGUAAGUUUUCUUAAGAUGUCAAAUUCUAGCCAAGAAGAGAAAAUAAAAACUGCAAAAGAACAAUUAAAGAACUGUCUCCAUGCCUUACAACAUGCGUCUACAGACAACGAAAAGAUGGCUGCUUUAUUGCUCUUUACUCAUCUGAUGAAGACAAAUCAAGCUCUCGCUGUGGACGCAAAUGAACUAUUUCAGGCAGUCGAUGUCCAAUUUCUUGUUCGUCUGUUGAAAAGCACAAAUGUGCCAGACGGUUGCCCUGAAUUUAUGUAUAAAUCGUUGGCCUUGAAUAUUCUCAGCAGUUUCACAGAUUACGAUAUACUGUCACAUCCCUUGCUGGUCGCUAAUUUAAACAUAGUUGCUGAAGUACUUGCUAUGGAUCGAGCCGUCCAUGAAACGACUCAAAUGUUAGACGAUAGCAUUGCAAUACUUCUGGUGUUUUCUCGGAAGGCUGAGGGCUGUAAUUACCUUUUGAAAUCUAACUGCAUUCCUCUCAUUUGCAAGGCAAUUAUUCAAAACCCAGAGGUGCAUAACUUGUUUGAAAUUUCACGGGGGAUUCUCGUGCACUUGCCAAAAUGUUCCUGGCAAGCAAGUCAUCCAGAUCUUUUAGCAAUAUUGACAUUAACAUCCAGCCAGUUUGCAACAAACCAAGAUCUUGUUAAGUUUUCAGCCUGCGACAAACUGUUGGCCCUACUGACAAGCUUAUGUGAAGCUCGACUUGAUGCAAAAAACAGUGAAAUAUUUACAUCCAAAUUAACGGACGAAAUACAACAUGGUCUCAAUGAUAUUCUCCAAUCAAGAUGUAUUGCUACACACAAGUACAUUGCAAUACAGAUCACAAAAGCAAUGAUUGAAUUACUUGGAUUAGAGUGGACAGUCAUUAGCACUAACGAGAAUAUGGUGCUUGACAUGAAGAAUACAAAAUUCUUGCUGCUAAUAUUAAGCAUUAUUGAAGUUGAAUUAUGGCUUAUUCUUGAUAAUGGUGAAAUUGAUUUAAGAUCUGAUUUCAUUGUUUCUUGCUAUGUCAUUUUGGAAAAAACCAUUGAAUUCUUGAUUUGCGACGAGGAACAUGAUUGGUCAUUUAGCAAUGAAGUCAUCAUGAAAAUACACUUGUUGCUCACUGAGACAUUUGACCGCGUUAUUCAUUUUCUUACUCAGAUUGCAUCUCAAGAUGAACCAACUCAGUGUUAUAAAAAACCUAUUAUCAUAGCAACGGUCCGCGUGCUGUGUGUCUGGUUGUCUGAGGAGACAAAUGCAUUGGCAGAUAAAAUAUCAAAAGUAUUACCAAUCCUAAUAGAAUGGGCAAGAUUAGGUCAAGAUAAUACAGGUGAGGAUGACAUUCCCACAAAAGGAAGGAUGCAAAAUGAAAUCCUCUUACACCUGCUCCCACCAUUAUGUCACCUCUCAGCAGAUGAAACAUUUUGUGGGAUCCUCAUUACAGAAGGUUGCCAUGUCCUACUGGCAGACCUAUUUCAACAACUUUGGCAAACACAGCAAGCUGAGAACAGUGACCAUGAUCCUUCCAAUCUGAUUACCCUGUGCAAUGUCCUUUUAAAUAUCUCAGUAUUAGAGGUUGACCUGAUAAAAACAAACAGCAUGUUUGGACAAACUCUAGAGUGUAUUAUGAUUGCAGUCCCAAAAAUAGUCAACUUGAACUGUUUCACCUUAACUGCCCAUUUCAUCCUUCUUGGCCUAAUACUUUUCAGGCACAGAGUCAUGCAGAAUAAUUCACAGUUAACCGUUAUUCAGAAGAAUUUUAUUUCAAAUUGCAUCAAGUUUCUUAAGCAAGUCCAUGUAUCUGUAACAGGAGAAGAGAAUGGUCAAAUAUCGUGGCAUGAUAUCUCAGAACUCUGGUUUCUAUCAGUGCAAAACCUUGUUGCAUGUGCAAAAACGUUUGAGCCAGUUAAAACAAUUCUUUUAAGUAGUGGUUGGCCAGAGGAAAUUGAACUGUGGAUCAAAACUAACAAAAGUCUGAAGCAAGACAAUAAUCAUAUACCCACUGACAUGGAAUCAACACUCCUGCCUUUAAUCAACUUAAAGUAAAUAUUUUAUACCGAUUUCGACAAAGAAUUCAAAAUACGAAGUAAGAAAUAUGUAUUCAGUCGUAUGGUAAAGGACCGCGGACGAUCUUCUCAAAUCCGGCGGGACUCUUAGAUUAAUAUCGACGCCCUUUGCCUUGUUUAAACGAAUUUUCGUAUUAUUUGUCUAUCAUAAUUUAAAGAUCCCUUAGUAGGGUUAGGGUUAAAAGACUGUCACGACAAAAGAAUCUAGACAGAAAAUCGAAUACUGGGGUUGCUACUUUACCUUACUUCAACAUAAAGAGCAACAUGUGAAUGAAAUAUAAACGGGCUGACCUGUGUUUUUGCUCUCGAGACCAAUUUAAACCCUUAUCUUUAUAUAAAUAUAAACCCGACUAAGUUAAAUUAGGACAGGUGUGUAUACUUUUCUCUUUAAAAUUUUUAAUGAAGAUACAUAUCCAAUACAUUUUCAUCAA